AUGGAGAGAACAAGGGCCUUCAGGAAAGGGGAUCAGCUGUUUGUGUCCUGGGGUAAGCCCCACAGAGGCAAGCCCAUCGCCAAACAAAGACUUUCUCACUGGAUAGCGGAUGCUAUCAUGCUGGUUUACUCCAGCUCAGGCCUUCAGGUUCCAGCUGGGUUGCGGGCACACUCUACUAGGGUUCGCGUCCUCACUACUCCUGCUGCUAUCACAUGUUUUGUAGCAGACUUCCUGAAAACUGACAAACUUAAGGAUGAUCCACCAUUUCAGUUUUCCAUCAGGGGGUAUGCACCUUCGGAUCAAGAUGUGGUCGUUUCUCUCUUUCGCAAUGGGAUUUUAGAGCACGUGUACCCGGCGUUCUUCAGGGCCAUGAGUCAUCCAGACCAUAUCGGUGUGGCCUUGAGCAUUUCCAUGGCUGGCUACGUGUUGGGGGGUAGCUCCUAUUUCCAGGCUUUUCUCUUUGGAAGUGCUUGGGCUGGCUUCAUCUAUUACUGCUGCCAUGAGAUUUAUGAAGGCUACAUGAUGACAAGGUUGAGCACAGACAUGGCUGACAUUCAGGCCAACUACCUCGAUAACCCAGAUAAUGGUUUCUGGGUGGCGGAGACAGAGGUCAAUGGCCAGUCAAAGGUGGUCGGGAUGGUGGCAGUGACAGGUAAAAGGAGAGGGGAGGUUACAGGCAGCGGGAGGGAUGACCAGAAUGGAGGAGUGAUGGUGGAGGAGAAUGCUCACGGUGCUGGAGAUGGCGGUUUUGGCGAGCUACACUUUGUGGUUGUGUCGUUUGUGUGCCGCCGUAAGGGCCUGGGCUCUCAGCUGUCCCAGAAGGCCCUGGAUUUCUGCAAGGAGCGCGGCUACAAUCGACUUGUCCUGGACACCAGCUCACCGCAGACGGCAGCCACAUCCCUGUAUAAUAAAUUAGGCUUUGUUCAAACCUCAUCCCACAAUAACACACACAGGAACCGCUGGUUCUCCAAGAUGGCUAGAAUCAAUGUGAUGCGGCUAGAGAAGUUUGUCUAA
Messenger RNA from Lampris incognitus (smalleye Pacific opah), 1014 nucleotides. RefSeq names its product N-acetyltransferase family 8 member 3. The record is from RefSeq and is a predicted model, not a curated record. The transcript is spliced from 3 exons. Bases 1 to 1014 code for a protein of 337 amino acids. Gene Ontology annotation, molecular function: N-acetyltransferase activity. Lineage: Eukaryota; Metazoa; Chordata; Actinopteri; Lampriformes; Lampridae.